Messenger RNA from Haliotis rufescens (red abalone), 8541 nucleotides. Its product is annotated as protein mono-ADP-ribosyltransferase PARP14-like. Gene Ontology annotation, biological process: negative regulation of gene expression. The record is from RefSeq and is a predicted model, not a curated record. Gene Ontology annotation, molecular function: NAD+ poly-ADP-ribosyltransferase activity; RNA binding; transcription corepressor activity. Gene Ontology annotation, cellular component: nucleus; cytoplasm. The coding region runs from base 414 to 8318 and encodes 2634 amino acids. Lineage: Eukaryota; Metazoa; Mollusca; Gastropoda; Lepetellida; Haliotidae. The transcript has 28 exons.
CCAUGUUGGUAUGUCAAGUGAGAUAUCACUUCCUUUUAUAGUAUAGCCUUCCACCCGACAUGCACAGGACUGGGUGUUUACCUGGAAACGUCUCUUUUUCUUUUGAAGUGUUAACUGAUUUCUAGGAAGUGUAUUAUCAUACUCGGUAAAUGGCAAACAGCCUGCAACACUCAAGAGGCACAAAUCUGCCUCGACCCAUGAUGUAUUGUGAGUUUAAGCUUUGGCUAUAAAAGGAACGAAUCAAUUCGACAGUUGGUCACACAAUGCCUCUACCUUCCUGUGAAAGGGAAUUUGAAGCAGGAAGAAAUUAAGUGUUCGAAUCUCGUCCGAAAGGAGGUAAUAUUAGCUGUCAUCGCUCUGCACUCAGCUGCGAGUGCUGUUGUGUGUCACUGUUAAUUCUACAUGGCUAUCUGAUGGAUGCCAGAAAGCCACCUGAUCCUGCAGCUGGGAUGGCUGAACAUCUGAAGGACGCCACUCAUAGAGCAGACCUACCUUCAGAUGGGCAUAUAUCAGGAGUGGAUGACAUCAAAGCUGAUCCUGCUUCCACUAAUACUCAACAGCUACCACAGACACAGACAGGACCUCAGGGGCCAUAUCAGCAAGGCUUUACAGGUCAUCCUUACUCAUGUCAGCCGGGUCAAGGGCCUUGUCAAGGACCACCUCAGGACAGUGGACAACACCCCAGUGUUGAAGGACAUGGACAGACGGGUCAACAGGUGCCCUCAUAUCCUUAUCCAGGUCAGCAAGGGCAGUGGCCUGGUCAAGGACAGCCUAACUAUCCACAUCCGCAGGGAUCAUAUCCCCACCCUCAAGGACGGCAGAUUCCAUACCCCCAAACACAUUAUGAUCCUAGGUUUGGCUAUUAUGGUUACAGAUAUGGUGGGUAUGUUAGUCCACAAACUGGUCAGCAUCAGUACCCCCAUCCUGAUGGAAGCCAGCAGCAACAUCCAAACCUCUCCCAGCACGGUGAUGAGACCACUGGACAGACAGGCCAACAACCUACACCACCCAGAAAUGAUCAGAGGACACAGAAUGACCAAACCUCCACUGAAACUUCCCAAGCAGUUUCUCCAGCUAGAAGAGACAUUUCACCUGGACCGCACCCCACUUGCUCAUACUCCGUACACCCGCCGGUUUACCCAGGACAGCAAGAUGGACCAUCUUAUCCUGCUUAUCCUGGAUGUCAUCAGUACCCACCAGAACCACCCCCUCCUUAUGAUGGACAUCAGGGAAAUAUGCUGAAACUGGAGCAGGAUCAGUAUGACAUGGAAAAGAAGAUUGCCAUCAAAGAUGCAGUGUCAGCAGCCGAACCUGACAGGACUGGAACAGAUGAGGGCGUGGUCACGGACCCUGCGGAAACAGGCGAUAAAGCAAGGAAGCCCGAUCGGGAUAGGUCAACUGAAGGUGCUGACACAACAGAAAUCACUCCAUGUUACAAAAUUGAAGUGAAAGGACUACCUGCCUCCCUCAGCAAUGACAGCAUCAGUCUGUACUUCGAGAACCGCCGCAGAUCGGGAGGGGGGCCUGUUGUCAAUGUGAUGAACAGAGAAGAUGGAACAGCCGUGGUGGAGUUUGCACGUCCAGAUGAUGCCAAGAGAGUGUUGGAGAAGGGAUCUCACAAGAUUCAAAGGAUUGAUGUUAAAGUCACCCUGUACAAACCCAAGCCACCAACACCACCCCCUGAAGAAGAAGUUCCUCUUGUCUUACCAGACACGAUCAUAGUGACAGGCUGUAGAGGAAUCUCGGAUGAUGUCCUGGAGAUGUACUUUGAGAGCAAGAAGAAGAGUGGAGGAGGAGACGUGAAAUCCAUGGAGAGAAGAGAGGAGGAUGUGGUCCUUGUUACAUUUGAGGACCCUGAAUAUGUCAAGAGAGUGUUAGAGAAGGGAUCUCACAAGAUUCAAGGGAUGGAUGUUGAAGUCACCCUGUACAAACCCAGGCCACCAACGCCACCACCUGUUGUCUCACCAGACACGAUUAUAGUGACAGGAUGUGGAGGAAUCUCGGAUGAUGUCCUGGAGAUGUACUUUGAGAGCACGAAGAAGAGUGGAGGAGGAGAAGUGAAAUCCAUGGAGAGAAGAGAGGAGGAUGUGGUCCUUGUUACAUUUGAGGACCCUGAAGAUGUCAAGAGAGUGUUAGAGAAGGGAUCUCACAAAAUACAAAGAAAGGAUGUUGACGUCUCCCGGUACAAACCCAGGCCACCAACGCCACCACCUGUUGUCUCACCAGACACGAUUAUAGUGACAGGAUGUGGAGGAAUCUCGGAUGAUGUCCUGGAGAUGUACUUUGAGAGCACUAAGAAGAGUGGAGGAGGGGAUGUGAAAUCCAUUGCGAGAAUAGAUGAGGAUGUGGUCCUUGUCACAUUUGAGAACCCUGACGAUGUGGAAGCUGUGCUUCAGAGGAGUCACCAGAUACAAGGAGUCUCUCUCCAGGUUUCCCAGUACACUAUUCCCUCGCGAUCAGCUCACCACCGGAAACUGGCAGCAGCUGAAGAACUGUACCUUACUGCAGAAGAGGAUGAGGAUGAAGAGGAAGAGGAAGAUGAUAACAGUGUCUUUGUUAUCCUUGUCCAAGGAUUGGCAAAUACUGUGACAAACGAAACUCUGACGGACUUUUUUGAAAACCGACGUCGAAAUGGAGGAGGAGAGGUGGAAAUCGUGGAGAUUGACAGAGAUUCAGCAACAGCUCUUGUCUACUUUGAGAAAGGCGAUGUUGUGAGGAGGGUUCUACAGAAGGCACCACUUGUCCUAGAAAAGAAAAAGAUUGAAGUCUCUGAAUAUCUCCCUUCCAAACAGCCAGGUUUGGUUACCAUUGAUACUGUCUUGAAAGGAAAGAAAGAAGGAACAGUUGUGAAAGUGGAGAAAUAUGGAUUGAAGACAAAUGAUGAAGUACUGACCAUGUACUUCGAGAACAAGAAGAGGAGUGGGGGGUCUGACGUGAAGGAGAUCAUUCCAGAUGUACAAGAACACGCAAAAUAUGUUGUUUUUGGAAGCAAAGAAGAAGCAGAAGCUGUUGUUGCCAAGCGACACCACACUGUGGAUGGGCACAAGCUGCUGGUGAGUCCGUACAGACCCCCCACCCCUCCUCCCCCUCGGCCACAGUAUCAUGACAGAUUCUUCAUCACCGGACUCCGAGAGAAGACCACUAAAAAGACUUUGAUGAAGUUCCUGAAGCAUAAACUGGCCUGUCAUCCCAAGGAUCUUGUGUACGGGGAGGAACCUGGAUCUGUUCUUGUUAAUAUAGAAGUCACACAAGGAUCACUAAAACUGAAGAAGAUGCAGCGUGUGUGCCGGAAGCAUCCCCUGGAAGGGGCGUUCCUGGAGCUGUCUGCAGUGCCGGUCUCCAACUGUAUCCGAGUCACUGGCAUCACGGCCAGCACAUCCACAGAAACAUUACAAUACUACUUCGAAAGUAAAAGGGCAGGCAAUGCAAAAGAACUCUCUGUGGAAAAUGUGAACAUAGAAGAUCCAAGACAUGCCAUAGUCCAUUUUGAAGACCAUUCAGUGAUACCUGAGAUUUUGGACAGAACCCACAAGUUAGAUGACAUGGCCCUUACAGUAUCCCUGUACACUGAAUGUCUGGGAUCUGGAGGUGGACACAGCAAUCCCACAUGGUUCACAUUGCCACCACCAAUUACUUUACAGAAUGUUGACUCUUACAAACUGACAUUCAUCAGAGGUUCUAGUCUAAAUAUGAAAAAUCUACAAAAGCAGCUGAAAGAUGGAUGUGCUGAUCUGAAGCUUGAGUCAGAUGAUUCUGUGAUCCUUGAAUGCUGUCUUACCAAAGAUAUGCCUGAUGCAAGAAACAAGGCUAAGUCUUGGAAGAAAAAUGCAACUGAGGAUUUGGAACAUUUUCUUUCUUUGCUGAUCACUGAGAAGGUAAAUGUCCUUCAGGAGGUUUGGGAUCAUGUGAUGAAAGAGGUCGAGAAGAUGAAAAUUUCCAAGCCAGAUGCAGCAACUUUGUUUGUCUUUGAUGAGUCUCAUCUGAUAGUUGUGGUUGGCCAUAAAAUGCUAGCAGAAAAACUGUCAAAACAGGUGAAGGACGUGGUAGCCUCGGUGGAGGGAGACCAUGAGCGGAAGAAGAAGGAAAUCACUGAAACAAUGUCAAGUCUGAAGUCAUGGCAGUUACACCUACUGCUUGCUCUUGGGUUCCCAGGUGAUAUGAUGAAGAAAUAUGAACACCUAAAGGUUGAAAUUAAUGUGACCAAGAAAAAGAUUAUUUUCAUAGGAUUAGUUUCUUUUGUGAAAUCUGCAAAGGUUGACAUGUAUGAAACAAUGACUGACUUCAAGCAGACAUCUUUGCCCAAUGUGCUUGUUGCUCAGAUGAUGCUUCUUCAGAAGAAAGAUGUCAGGGAUUACAUUGUGAAGAAGCUGAAGCUGAAACAUCUGGUUGGUGUCUGGGAGGCAGACAAAGGUAAACUGUAUGUGUAUGGGAGGACAGACACUGAAGCUGCAGAUGUUGUAAGAGUUCUGAAACAAUGUGUGGUCCAGCAAGUCAUCAACCUGGACCCGGAAUCUGUCCCACUCUUGGCCUCUCCAGACUGGAAGAGGAUCUGUGAUGAUCAGACACAGGGCAGAGGGGACACUGUGAAGAUCAUCACAGCAGUGGAUCAGUCUCAUAUUGUCAUAGCUGCUAUAGAUGAACUGGUAGCUGGGGUGGCAGAAGAGGUGAACAACUUCAUCACAGAAUACACAGUGUAUAGCGACACUGUCCAGUUCCCAAGGGGAAUCCAGCGGUUCAUGACUACGCAUAAAGAUACUGAAAUCAGAGAGCUUUCUGAAAAAUUCAAAAUAUAUUCUGUUAAGAUUAUCUACCAGAGGACAUCUGGUGAUUUUACAGUGAAAGGAACCAAAGAUGGAUUAAGAAUUGUAAUGGGGGAAUUGGAAAGACUUUCCCAGAAUGUGAUAUAUGGCAGCCACCUUUUCAACAAACCAGGGAUUGCUAAACUGAUCCUAUCUGACAAAGGAGAGGCUGAUAUCAAAAGGAUUGAGCAAACAGAACGGUGUGUGAUAGAGCGAACUUAUGAUCCAAAUGAGCGGACGGUUUAUGGUAAUACACGGAAGCAAAGGGGUCUAAGAACAGUUACAGGAGGGCCUAAGACCCAAGCUACAUGUGACCUUGGGUCCAGCCGUACUCUGUACAUGUGCCAAGGUGACAUCACACAGAUGAAGGUGGGGGCUAUCGUUAAUGCAGCAAAUCAACAUCUUUCUCAUGGCGGUGGAUUGGCCAGAGCCAUUGUUGAUAAAGGUGGCAGAAUUAUUCAAGAUGAAAGUGAUGCUAUCAGACGGAAAAAUGGUGAUGUGAAUGUCGGAAAAGUAGCUGUGACCAGUUCUGGAAAUCUUCCCUGCAAGAAGGUCAUCCAUGCUGUAGGACCUAUAUGGUCAGGUGGGAAGAAUGACGAGGAAGGACUCCUUCAAGAAGCUAUAUUUAAUAGUCUUGAGAUGGCUGAUAGCUGUAAACUUCCUUCUAUUGCCAUCCCAGCUCUAAGCACUGGUAUCUAUAGAUACCCAGUGACAGCAGCAACUGAGUCUAUCAUUGAUGCAGUACAGAUAUUUUUCACAGACAAUCCAGGUAGCAAGGUGAUGGAUGUCUACGUGUGUGACAACAAUGUCAACACUGUUCAAGCAUUUAUCCAGGCUGUGAAGAAAGUUUGUGGUGCCGCUAAAGUGGUUUCUGUGAACCAAGGUGUGGUAGCUGCAGAUGAAGACGAUCGACAACACAGAUCCCAAAGGAGAUCAAGGAGACCAAGGCAUUCUAAACAACAGUAUGCUUCUCCAGAGAGUGACGACGCAUUCAGUCGAGAGAGGGAGGAUGCAUUCAGUUCCUCAAGUAUUCAGAUAAACAUUGUUUCUGGAGAAAUAGCUACAGAACAGGUGGAUGUUAUCGUCAACUCGACCUCAAAUGGCUUAGAUCUGAACAAUGGAGCGGUGUCCAAAUCCAUCCUGCAAAGAGCUGGAAUGGUUAUACAAAACGAGUGUUCUCAGAAGUACCCAAGCGGUGUUCAUCCAGGAUGUUUUGCCAUUUCCAGUGGAGGAAUGCUGAGCUGUCGCCAGAUUUACCACACCUGUCUUCCAAGCUGGACUCAAGACGCCAAUGGGCAACAGGUUCUGCAAGAUUUGAUUCGAGAUUGUCUUCAGGAAGCUCACAAAAAACGGUACCAGUCCAUUGCUUUCCCUGCACUGGGUACUGGUAACCUGGGAUACCCACGAGAUGUGGUGGCCAAAACCAUGAUGGAGACGGUGGAAGAGUUCGGACAGGACAACCCUGGAACAUCACUCCAGGAGGUGAAGAUAGUUGUGUACCACAAGGAUAAUGCGACUACUAAGGCAUUUCAGUACCACAGACAAAUUGGUUCCAUUGGUGCAGGUGCCCAUUCAGGUGCCCAUAGCAAAGCAACAUCAAGUAGUCGUAGCAGGAGAAAAUUCGCAAAGGGAGGUUCAUCAUCUGCAGAAGAAAAGACAGAUGACCGUAGUGGGAGUGCGGAUUAUGGAUGGGAACAUUUGUCAGCGACUGAUCUGGAACAAGUCUUCAAGAUUGGCAAAGUGACUGUAACUCUGAAACCAGGAAACAUCACAGGAGAAAAAGCCAACUGCAUUGUCAAUAGCACAAACAGUCAACUGAACCUUAAACAAGGUGCUGUAUCCAAGUCUAUUUUAGAAGCUGGUGGAAACGAUCUAGAAAAAGAACUGAUUCUUAAAAAGAGUGAUAUGAAGAACAAUGGAAUAGCCGUUACAACAGCAAAAGGUCUUCCAGCUGACUAUAUUAUCCAUUUAUCAAGAGAACACUUUCAAGACUGGCAGCCAGCAAUAGUCCAGUGUUUGAAGGAGGCUAGCAAACAGAGACUUCAGUCCAUUGCCUUUCCUGCCCUUGGAACAGGCAUGUUUAACACAAAACCAGAGGACAUGGCAAAGACAUUUGUAGCUGCUCUCGAUGACUACCAACAGUCAACAAAGAAAAUUGUCGAAGAUGUUCGGAUAGUUAUCUUCGUGAAGACCAUGUUUGAACCUUUCUUCGCUGGGGUCAUUGAAGCUGUGACAGCCAGAAAUGAGGGGAAAAAAGGACUAUUGCGGAAGGCAAUGGACUUCUUCACUGGUGGUAGUGGUGGAAGUAGACAUGAGGCAGGAUCUUCUGGAUCUACACCAGGAACUGUUGAUUCUGCACCUUCCGACGUGACCCUCCACUUCUUCUAUGAUGAUGACAUGCACCUUGACAGGGCUAUUCAGAAGCUGGAAAAGACAUACAGGGAAUCAGUAGCAGAUCAAGUAUUCCAAGACCCGGGUUUGAAAGACCUGUCGAAGGCUCAGGAGAGAGAACUGGACAAUUUAAAGAAUAAGUAUCAAAUUGAUCUGGACUACAACCGGAAGUUGGGUCGAGUGAGGCUCCAGGGUUUGCCUGGGGAUGUUGUGUCUGCUAUGGGAGCACUUCACAAACUUACUCUGGGGGUACAACGCCAAAAACAAGAGACAGAAAAGGCUGAGAUUGUAUCCUCAUUUGUUCAGUGGAAAUAUGUGGAAACAGAUCAAAAUGGGAGCGAUGUUCACAGAGAUUAUGACAAAAUAUCCAACCAAAUAAUUGAAGAAGCAUACAAGAGCAAGAAACCCUCCGUCACGCUAAGUACAACCGAUAAUACGGUUUAUAUAAUAGAUUUCAAAAACAUGGAAGAGUAUCCUUUGAAGAACACAAGUGACAAAGCAGCCAUCAUCAGGAAAGACAUGAUUCAAGGAAAUUCAUCAUCCUUUGAACCUCCUCCAAAUUGGACUAAAACAAGUUCAGACUGUGAAAAUGUUCUUGUUGAUACGAAUUCCACUGAGUAUCAAACACUUGUGCAAAGUUUCUGGAAUAGUGUUGGAUCACAAAGAACUAUCAUAAAGGUUGAACGGAUUCAGACCAAGUUCCUGUGGCAGCAGUAUCUAGCCAAGCAGCAGCAGCUUGACAGGCAGAACCCUCCUGGACAUAAGAACGAAAUGAUACUGUGGCAUGGGACAGCACCUGAUGCUAUUCCUAGCAUCUGUAAAGGGGGAUUCAACAGGAGCUACUGUGGAAAAAAUGCAACAGCACAUGGAGAUGGAGUGUACUUUGCUGUGAAUGCAAAGUACUCCGCCUCCAGCACCUACUCUGUACCUGAUCAGCAAGGCUACAAGUACAUGUUCCAGGCAAGAGUGUUGACAGGCGUGACCACACGAGGUCAGCGUGGAAUGAGAGUCCCACCAAUUAGAGAUCCAGCUAAUCACAUCAACUUUGAUGCUGUCACGGGACCUGACAUGUUCAUCAUAUUCAAUGAUACCCAGGCAUACCCAGAAUACCUUAUUACCUUCCAGUAAUUCUAGUACAUUGUAGUACUUUCUUGAAAGGGUGAUGGCAUGCAAUUGUUAGUGAUUUAUGUACACUGUGAUAAAGUUAUAGGAUCAAUAUUGAUAAGUUUGAUUGCAGUUUUUACCAUCUGACACACUGGGUCCUCAUUUAAUAUUUAUGACAAUACAAAACACAUGAAGUAAUUAAUGUUAAAACUUCCUAGCGACAAUACAUUCUCCUGUAUUAGUAUUA